AUGCCUGCCUCGUCGACGAUGGCGCUGCGCCCAGGCGCCCUGAGAAGGGGCGUCAUGGGCACGGUGGGUGUGCAGUUUUCGCGGUACUCGUCCAUACCCUCGAGGGCAAAGAUGGUGCGGGAGAUGGAGAAGACUGCCCGUCAAGAGUCGAAGAAGAUGGAAGCCGAGUCAAUGUCUGUUAUGCAGAAGAGAGCGAAUGAUGAGUACUUUAGGUCAGGAGGAGGGCCUCUGUUUCCUGGCACCUUCGUCCCCCUCCCCCUCUCUCGAUACCCCGGCGGCACCAACUUCUUCCGUUACUCGUGGUACCGCCUGCGUCAAUGGGGCAUUGAGACACUCUCCGUGCUCCAAUUCAAGCUCAAGUCCAUGCCCGACUGGACGACCCGACCCAAGUGGAAGGCCGCCCGCGGCAAGAUCGCACCAACAGCCAAGGUCAUGUACACCGAGAUGCUCACGGCCUUUGCGGCCGGUGACAAGGCUGCUAUCAACUCUCUCUGCCUCGGCCAGUUCGCAAAGAAGCUCACUGCCGCCAUCGACCGCCGCAACCCUACCGAGCGCACCUCGUUCGAGCUCGUCAAGUUCAACAAGACUCUCUUCUACCCUCGUGUCGUCGCCCACCAGGUGCACGCGGUGAACCCGUACGACAAGGACAACUCGACCGAGCAGGCCGUCAUUGCGAUUGCGUCGACGCAGCGAGCGUCAAAGUACAAGAAGUCUACUGGGGAGCUGAUCCCGGGAAGCACAAAGGUGCAGGAGAAGAUUGAAUACGUGGCUCUGUCGAGGCAGGUCAACGAGAAGACCUAUCAGUCUGGAUCUUGGCGUAUAUGGGGCACAGUCCCUGCUACGACUCUUGAGGCGUAUUUGGAGGAGCAGGCUUGGAUCAACGUGGAGCAGGCCAAGCGGGCGGGAUGGACUGGACCAACCAAAAAGUAA
Molecule: messenger RNA, 930 nt
Organism: Fusarium keratoplasticum
Lineage: Eukaryota; Fungi; Ascomycota; Sordariomycetes; Hypocreales; Nectriaceae
Product: Tim44 domain-containing protein
Exons: 2
Coding region: 1-930 (309 amino acids)
Cellular component (GO): mitochondrion
Source: RefSeq, a predicted model, not a curated record